AAGCGAUUUACAUAGAGAAAUCAUAAAUACAGAUAAGAUAGAUAAGUAUCUCCUUCUGCAUGAUCCCCACCGCACAUUAAGACUGAGAGAGGUCCAUCUCCAUAUACACCACCAGGUCUGCCAGUGAGGACUUUCUCUGUAGUCGCUCAUAAGCUGUGGAAUACGCUCCCUAUAGACAUUUGUGAUUUAACAUCCUAACCAGCCUUCACAAGAGUCCUUAAGACACAUUCUUUUAACCAGGCUUUUAGUAAUUUCUGAGUUUUUAAAUUUUUAAUUGAUGUUUAGGUUCUUUAAUUCUUGUUUUAAUAGUUAGUCUUGUUUGUCUUUGUUUAUGUGAACCGCCUGGAGCCUCUGGAGUCAGGCGGUAUAUAGAUUAAAUAAAUAAAAACAUAAAAAUUAGUCUCACCACAUCUUAAAAUGUGUAUUGCAACCAGACGCAAAACUUGCAGGUUUUGGAUGCAUCCAUCCAAGAGUCCUCAAAGAACUUAAAUGUGAAAUUGCUGACCUCCUUGCUAAAAUAUAUAACUUAUCCCAGAAAUUGGGCUCUGUACUAGAGGACUGGAGAGUAGCAAAUGUAACACCGAUUUUCAAAAAGGGAUCCAGGGGCGAUCCGGGAAAUUACAGGCCAGUUAGCCUAACUUGCGUUCCAGGCAAAUUGAUGGAAAGCAUCCUCAAGGAUAAAAUUGUAAAGCACCUAGAAGAACAGGCCCUGCUGAGAGUGAACCAGCAUGGCUUCUGCAAAGGAUCCACUCAGAAACAAAGCAAGCAGUUUCUUAAAAGGCUUGGAGGGUGAUGAUGAGGUGAUAUGCAGAAUAAUGCAAGUGGAGAGCAAUUACUUCCAUUAUCACCAACAGAAUCGGCCGUAAUAGAUGAAGUCUUGCCAGAAGAAGCAGAUCAUGUCGCCUUGGCUAGGAACCUUCCUCAAGCAGGUACUGUGCAGGAGAGUCAAAACGAAGGGGAACCACACGUAAUACCAGCAGGAGCCCUGCAUGAGAAGCCGGCUGUUAGUUUACCCCAGAGGAUUCACUUAGGCCCAGGAUCAUAUAUUUGCCCAGUGUGUGGGGAAAGCUGCACUCGUCGCUCUGGCCUUACUAAACAUCUCAGAAUCCACACAGGGGAAAAACCAUAUGAAUGCUUGGAAUGUGGCCGAGCAUUUAAGGACAGGUCCCACCUUAUUAGACACAGAAUGACCCACACAGCUGAGAAACCAUAUGAAUGCCCAGUGUGUGCCCAAAGAUUCAGCCGCAGGGGAAGCCUUAUGGUCCAUCAAAGUAUUCACACAGGGGAAAGACCAUAUGGAUGCCCGGACUGUGGGCAAAGGUUCCAACUCAGGAAAAGCCAUAUUAGCCAUCAAAGAAUCCACAGAGGGGAGAAACUGUACAAAUGUGUCGUGUGUGGUAAAAGUUUCAGACACAAUGAAAGCCUUGCUAGACACAAAAGAAUCCACAGAGUAGAGAAUGAACACUCGUCCUGCCAGAGAACGAUCCCGAUGGAACAUCAAAGAACAUAUUGGGAGAAGCGGACUUCUAAAUGCUCACACUGUCACGAGAGCUUUGCUGAUCUGUUGGGCUUGGAGGAACAUGAGAGAACACACAGUGGAGAAGGUGCCUCAUAACUGCUGCUUGUUUGGAAAGAAGUUUGUUUGCAGCACGUCACCCAAUUUUACAUCAAGAAAUUCUGGAGAAUGCAGGAUUACUAUCUGAGCACCACAGUGCAGUUAGGAAAUCAGACGAUGCCUGCUCUGAGUAUCUUGCUUUUCUGUACGUUGGAAAGCAUUUGCACGGCCCUGGGCCCUUUUUAAUUAGUUGCCAUCUGCAUGGAACUGCCAGCAUAGAUUCUUUUAUGGGAACACGGAGAGCAGCCUGAUAGACGAAGCUUGCUUUUUGCUAUGGACAGAUACACUGCAGCCAAUGGUUGACAUGCAGAAUAUUACACCAACACACGUGUUAAACAGGAGGAGAGUUUUAUGGCCACCUGCUUUCCUGGGGAUAGCUUUCUGUAGCUUGUGAAAGCACAUCCCUGAGGGCUGUGUGACCCAUGGGGACGUGUGUUUAGGACACAGAGGCAGCUUCCGAGGGAAGGAGAGAGUGACGUAGAGACAUCACUUAGCCUGGGAAUGUGUGCAUACAGUGAUGAUAUUGAUUGAUUGAUUGAUUGAUUUGAUUUCUAUACUGCCCUUCCAAAAAUGGCUCAGGGUGGUUUACACAGAGAAAUAAUAAACAAAUGAGAUGGCUCCCUGUCCCCAAAGGGCUCACAAUCUUAAAAGAAACAAGAUAGACACCAACAACUGGAGGUACUGUGCUGUGGGUGGAUAGGGCCAGUUGAUGUGCACACAGUGCCUGAGUCUGGGUGCCAGCUAAUAUUUUUAGAGCAAAGGCCAUUUGCGUAACAAGGAAACUGAUCAAUGCUCAGAUUGUAGCAAAGUAUUCUGUGAUAAUCAGGCUGGAUUAACAGGGAAACUGCUCAGGGUGCUGUAAAGGAAACCUGAAUCCACAGGGGAAAGAGGCUGAGAAGGAAGGGGAAUGUAUCAAAGUCUUCUGUUGUUCCAACAGAAAUGUACAUGAAGAUACCAGCUGCUACUUUUCAGAUGGUUAACCUAGUUUCUUUUAUCAGACUAUGCUUAUUUAUCAGACUAUGUUUGCUUUGCUUAAUAAAGUUUUGUGAAUUUUCUGGGUUUUAAAAAA
This is a messenger RNA of Hemicordylus capensis (graceful crag lizard), 2684 nucleotides long. RefSeq names its product zinc finger protein 286A-like. Gene Ontology annotation, biological process: regulation of transcription by RNA polymerase II. The transcript is spliced from 4 exons. Lineage: Eukaryota; Metazoa; Chordata; Lepidosauria; Squamata; Cordylidae. Gene Ontology annotation, molecular function: DNA-binding transcription activator activity, RNA polymerase II-specific; RNA polymerase II cis-regulatory region sequence-specific DNA binding. The coding region runs from base 806 to 1615 and encodes 269 amino acids. The record is from RefSeq and is a predicted model, not a curated record. Gene Ontology annotation, cellular component: nucleus.